This is a messenger RNA of Sphaerodactylus townsendi, 2576 nucleotides long. It is a transcript of the gene VWA1, whose product is annotated as von Willebrand factor A domain containing 1. The coding region runs from base 312 to 1808 and encodes 498 amino acids. The transcript is spliced from 6 exons. The record is from RefSeq and is a predicted model, not a curated record. Gene Ontology annotation, molecular function: protein binding. Lineage: Eukaryota; Metazoa; Chordata; Lepidosauria; Squamata; Sphaerodactylidae.
AGACGGCAGUAGCAGCAACUGCCAGAGAAGGAAGGGCUGACUCUCAGCCACUCCUGUCAAAAAGGAUUUACAGGAGGCGGUGGGGUGGAGAGAGAGAAAAAGAAAAGAGAGAGAAACUGACUUGGAGAUUUCGCAACUGCGCAGGGGGAAAAAUAUUACCAUGCACGAGGGGGUGUCUCUGCUCCAGGCGAGAAUGGCAUAAAAGCAGAGUUUGGGACUCCCAGUGCAAGAUUCUCUAAUAUGACUGUGAUCGCUUCUGCCCGCUUCCAGGUUUGGGGUUUAAGGUAGCUGCAAAGGCGCAAGGAAUUGCUAUGUGUGCCAGGAUCCUGCUGGUUUUUCUGUCGCUUCAUGGCAUCCUGGGACAAAGUAUCCCACACAGAGGUCCUCAUCCAUCCGUCCCCGAUGUAGAAGGGGACCUCCUCUUCCUGCUGGACAGCUCCGGCAGCGUCUCCUACUACGAAUUCUCCAGAGUCAAGGAGUUCAUUGCCGACCUCCUCCGACCUUUCACCUUUGGCCCCUAUGAUGUCCAGACCAGCGUGGUCCACAUCAGCACCGUCCCGGCCAUGGAGUUCCCGUUCGACCGCUACCUUUCCAGCGGGGCGGUCCAGCACGCUAUCCGGGGCAUCCAACAAGUGAUGGGAGACACCAACACGGGCAAAGCCCUUUCUUUCGCCAAGGAGAAGCUGUUCACGGGAGAAGCCGGCGCCCGGCCUGACGUGCCCAAGGUGCUGCUGUGGAUCACGGAUGGCUUCUCCACAGAUGAUGUCUCCCAACCCAUGCAGCUUCUCAAAGACUUGGGGGUCACGGUUUUCAUCAUCAGCACCGGCCGAGGCAACUACUUGGAGCUUUCGGCUGCGGCCAGCCAGCCGCCAGAGAAACACCUGCAUUUCGUGGAUGUGGACGACCUGCCCAUCAUUAUCAAGGAGCUGAGAGACUCCAUAACAGACGUCAUCCAGGCCAAACGCCUGCGUGCCACAAACAUCUCUUCUAGCACUUUCCGGCUCGUGUGGCCCAAACUUCUCACCCGUGACACCGGAUAUUACGUGCUGGAGUACGCCCCGACUGGACAACCCAGGCGGAAAGUGACCAAACAGCUCACUGGUGAUCACACAACAAUCCUUGUGAGUGACCUCGUGCCUCAAACUACCUACGAGGUCGCCCUCAUUCCUGAGUCCAACGAGAGGUACAUCCCACCGCAGACAACCAGAGUCACCACUUUGGAAGAGGUCAUCAGCCCGGUCCGGGUUCUCAUAUCGGAAUCCAAACCCCACAGCGUCCGGGUCAGCUGGUCCCCAACCCCAGAAAGUGUGGCUUCUUACCAAGUUUUGUACGGACCUCUGCCUGCCAAUUCGGUCAAGUUGGUGGUGGUGGACGGGAGUCUGAACAGCACCGUUCUGGAGAACCUGGCAGCCAACACAACCUACCUGGUGACCGUCUCCGCUAUUUAUAAAUCAGGGAAAGAGAGAGCCCUCUCGGCCAAAGCGUGCACUCAGGAAGAAAACUCCAAAGUGAAGCACCUUCGCUUCGAAGACCUGGGACCCACAACCGUAAAGGCUUCUUGGGACCCUGCGGAUGGCGAGGUCCUCGGCUACCGCGUCAGGUGCCGGCGGCAGGCGGGCCCUUCCAACCUCCUGAGCGUCUCGCCGCAGAUCCACAGUGUCCUGCUGUCCAAUCUGACCGCGGGGAGCACCAACAAAGUGUGCGUCAAGGCGGUGUACAAGAACAUUCCUGGGAAAGGCUUGUGCCGGAUGGUUCACAUGCAGCCGGCCUCGCCGGUGAGAAGUUAUCGACAUCGACCGAGAGCCUGAACACCGUUUGAUCGAGAAGCCCCUCUGCAGAGCGGAGGGAAAGUACGGGAGGAGAUAGAAGAGACGGGGACCCAGACUAGGAGAGGAUCCAACUCCUCCUUAUCUGUUCCCUUCCCCCCCCCCCCCCCAAGAUGCUCCAAAGCACUCUGGCCCCCUCUAGCGGCCGUCCGUUCCUGAAACUUCGCUUGGUGUGAAAAAAAAUCGGCUCUGCGGAGACCAGCCCUGGCCUCCCGAUCUCUUCCUCAUGGCAAAAGACUGGGGAUUCCUGUGACCUUACAAGGACUCUAUUUAUUUGUCUCGGUGUUUUUGUUGUAGCUGAGGAAAGGAGGACAAGGAGUCCCCCCGCUCCAAUAGUCCCGGCCCUUUUCGAGCUUUGAUUCCCGGGCCAUUUGCUGCAAAACAGUUUUUCUUCUGUCGCGUAAACCGGAACUGGGUUGCGUUGCGGUUCGGCGGGAGGGGAGAGUCUCCCAGGCCCGAGGCAGAAGCAUCUGACUCCUUGGGGACCAAGGCCAGCUACAGGUGGCAGCAUUAAAAUAGCAGUUUGUUGUGUCUUUAAAAAAAAACCCGGAGGAAAACGCAGCUUGAGAGCCCAGUCUUUGCUGGCACCUCCUUGCCCUUUUCUUGUAAGCCGGAAUCCCUUUUCCCUCCCAGAUCUUCCUCGACUUUGCCGUGCAAUUUUGACUCGUCGUGGUAACAAUUGCUUCCCCCUGUGCUGUAACGCAACCUCUGGAAUACAGUGAAUUAUACAGGACGACAAAGAGCCCUUGA